GGAGACGAGAGCAACAUUCUCAACAAAUUCGACGUGCAGUGAACACACACAAGACAACCGGAUCCCAGCCAGAUCUCGCUCAACUUUAUCACAUUUUUACGUCAAGAAAACACACAUCUAAGCUACAAUGGCCACCAAAUACGAAGUUUCCAAGACCUACCAGUACCGCAAGGUGAUGAAGCCUCUGCUGGAACGCAGGCGUCGGGCCCGCAUCAACAUGUGCCUGGACGAGCUCAAGGAUCUGAUGGUCCAGUGCACGGUCCAGAGCGGUGAUGGCAAAUUCGACAGGGCCGACAUACUGGAGGUCACUGUGGACCAUUUGCGCAAGCUGAAGCAGGCCAGGAUCGAGGCCACCGCUGCCGCAGCAAAAGCCACCACCAACACUACGCCAGAGCAGAGUUUCCGCGAUGGCUUCAUCAGGGCCGCCGACGAAGUCUCCCGGGCACUGGCUUCCCUACCCAAUGUAGAUGUCGUCUUUGGCACCCAUCUGAUGACACACCUCGGCUUGCGCCUCAACCAAUUGGAAAUGCCAACUGCAGCACCAAAGCCAAUGAAUGCCCCGCUCUCCAUCAUCUGCGGCAGCGGCGUCAGCAGCAGCAGCACCAGCAACAACAGCUCCAACAGCCGGGAGGCCUGCAGUCCCGUGUCCAGCGGCUACUGCAGCGACAGCGAUUGCAGCGUCUCCUCCACUCAAGCGGCCCAGAAUCUGCUCCAGAUCAGCACUGGUCAGGUUUGGCGCCCCUGGUGAAUCUAUCGAUUGGCCAACACCCUCCUCGGGCAAUCGCGCAAUGGAACUGCAGCUUUACAAAUGCUUUACAAUGAUCCUCAUUAAUCAUCCUCGAUAAGUGUUAAAAAUAUUUCCACGUUUUAAGGGUUUUAAGUUAAGUCUGUGAUAGGACAUGCUUUAUUUACUUUUGUCAAGAUCAUUUGAUCAGAAGAUUGUUUUUUUACCAUACCACAUAAACAUAUAAUUUGUUUACCACAUAA
Drosophila miranda is the source of this 987-nucleotide messenger RNA. It is a transcript of the gene E(spl)m7-HLH, whose product is annotated as enhancer of split m7 protein. Gene Ontology annotation, molecular function: RNA polymerase II cis-regulatory region sequence-specific DNA binding; protein dimerization activity; DNA-binding transcription factor activity, RNA polymerase II-specific. The transcript has a single exon. Gene Ontology annotation, cellular component: nucleus. The record is from RefSeq and is a predicted model, not a curated record. Lineage: Eukaryota; Metazoa; Arthropoda; Insecta; Diptera; Drosophilidae. Bases 128 to 748 code for a protein of 206 amino acids. Gene Ontology annotation, biological process: regulation of transcription by RNA polymerase II; regulation of neurogenesis; anterior/posterior pattern specification.